UUAACAAGUAUAUCGCGCCUGCUUAUCACCAUGAUCGAUGUGAAAGAUCGGUACAAAUGCGAUUAUAUUCGAUGCACAAGAGAGAGUUUGUUAUGGUGUUUGUUGCCUUCUUUGCCUGUGUCGUGUUAGAGGUGUUUAUUGGUCUUGCAGGACCUCCCAUCACUUCCACGAACGAACAAAAAGCUCAUUUAAAUGGGAGUGAAGUGGCCACAGGCCCUUUCAUCAUGAAAACGCCUUUGUUAUCCACAUAUAGUCAACAAUUAUGGGUCAUUGCAAAGCUACUGACAUCUAAUAAUGAUGAUGAAAGGUAUGACAAAAGUUUUCAAAUCAGUAUUUCUAUAGAUGGUAUAACAGCUGAUCGCAAGCUUGUACCAGUCCUGUCUUCGGAAACUGGACACAACAGAACCAGACGUUUGAAGUGCGAAAGGCAAACGUGCGAGGAAUUCGUAGUUGCUCAUCUCGGAUUCCUCGAUUAUAGUUACUAUAUUAUUACCGUUCGUUUCCACGGGCUUGAGAAUUUCCACCAGCGCUAUAGCAUACGCGAGCUCACAUUCUACUUCAAGAACUACAACCCAGCGUUUACAGAGUUUGAAAUAUGGUUUCGCCUUAUGUUCUUGCUGACUGCAUUUGGAAUUAUGUGCUGGUUCGGACAUUCUCUCCGAAAAUAUCCGUUGCACGACUGGUCGAUAGAGCAAAAAUGGAUUUCCAUACUCUUGCCGUUACUAAUAUUAUACAAUAAUCCAUUAUUUCCUAUGACAUUUCUGGUUAACUCUUGGAUACCUGGUAUGGUGGAUGCAAUUCUCCAAACGACAUUUCUCUGUGCAGUUCUCAUGUUUUGGUUAUGCGUUUAUCAUGGUCUUAGACAGAACGAGAGACGCCUUAUCACGUUCUAUUUACCCAAAGUUUUGGUGGUGGGUUUACUGUGGUGUUCAGCUUUAAUUCUGGCAACGUGGCUCCGUUGCACGGAAUUGGAAGAUCCAACUUACAAUUACGUUCUCGAUACGUCGAAUUACUUUGGUUUUAAAGUGUUUUUCUUCACGGUAGGAGGUUUUUACAUCGCUUACCUGCUACUCUUAAUAUUAAGGGCAUACAGUGAAUUGCGCUCGAUGCCGUAUUUUGAUCUUCGUUUACGUUUCCUCACAUUGCUUGCUGGGGUUGUUUCUUCGGUUUGUGGUUGCGUGACAGCCCGUCAAUUCGGUGCUGGUAUUUUCGAGGACAGUUUUGCUUCUCGUCUCACCACGUAUUAUCGUUCUUCUGCUCAGUUUAUGGCCUUGUAUGGCCUUCUGAAUUUUUAUUUAUACACAAUGGCUUAUGUAUAUGCGCCCUAUGCACGUUUCACGAAGAAAGUGUCGCUUUGUUGGAUUUUAGAUUCUUCUAUAACGAAAGACAACCCGGCGUUUUCUAUGAUCAACGAUUCCGACGAGGAUGUUAUUUAUGGGUCGGACGAAGAAGUUGCGUACGGUUCGGACGAGGAUAGUCGACGGCCAUUAACUCGACCACCUCGAACAUCGACAAAUAAUAACAAUUAAAUAAAUAAAUUGAAGG
Molecule: messenger RNA, 1545 nt
Organism: Dufourea novaeangliae
Lineage: Eukaryota; Metazoa; Arthropoda; Insecta; Hymenoptera; Halictidae
Product: transmembrane protein 181
Exons: 12
Coding region: 57-1529 (490 amino acids)
Molecular function (GO): toxic substance binding
Source: RefSeq, a predicted model, not a curated record